Coregonus sp. 'balchen' is the source of this 6849-nucleotide messenger RNA. Lineage: Eukaryota; Metazoa; Chordata; Actinopteri; Salmoniformes; Salmonidae. The record is from the annotation of a GenBank genome assembly.
AUGGAGGCGAUGAGGAAGGAGAUCAACAGAGCAGGAACUGUCAUCAAGAUGUGUGAGAAUGAGAUGGAGCAAGUGAAAACUGAGAUGGAGGAGAAGGGAAGAAAGGAGCUGCGGAAAAUGGAGCAAAGACAUAUGGUGGAAAUGGAAAAGAUCAAGAUGGAGAUUGAGGUACUGAAAGGGGAGGAGUUGCAGAAAACAAAGAUGGACAUUGAGCACAAACACAAGGAUGAAAAGGAAAAAAUCAAGAUGGAGAUGAAGGAGGAAUUGCAGCAGAUGAGCGUGUUGCUAAAAGAGGUGGUGAAGCAAGUAACAUUGGAUAUGGAGGAGAAUGGAAGCCAUGAGGUGGAGAAAAUAAUGAAUGAAAUUAACCAGAAACACAAGGAGGAAAUAGAGAAUAUCACAUUGGAGAUGGGUAAGAACAAAAAGGAGUAUGUGGAGAGAGUGAGGGAGGUGUUGGAGGGAAUGAAAGAGAAGAUGACGGUGGUAGAGGAGAAGGUGAAGAGAGGGGAAGAGAUGCAGGACGAGAGGGCCAAGUGGGAGAAGAAAGUUAGAAGUUGGAGUUGAUGAGAUAGGUGACGGAGAGCAAGGAGGACGAAAUCACUAGUUACAUUUGAGAUGAAAUAACUGAAGGAGAGGUUAACUGAGAGAGAUUAUAUGAUUCAAAAGAUGAUGGGUGAGGUGGAAAGAGAGGAAGAUGUGAAGAGGGCAAGGGAGGAGUAUAAGAAGAGGUGGAAUACAGAGAUUGAGAGUGUGGGUACAGAGUUUGGAAAUAAUAAUAAUAUGCCAUUUAGCAGACGCUUUUAUCCAAAGCAAUUUACAGUCAUGCGUGCAUAACAAUUUUUUUUUGUGUAUGGGUGGUCCCGGGGAUCGAACCCACUACCUUGGCAUUGCAAGCGCCGUGCUCUACCAGCUGAGCCCUUGGAGGAAAGAAGAGAGGACCUCAAGAGAGUGAGAGAAGAGUUGGAAGGAGUGAGGGAGAGGAUGGAGGAGAGAGAAAGAGGUGGAUGGGAUGAGAAAGGAUGUGGAGGAGAGGAGAGAUGAGUUGGAGAGAAGCUUUAAGGAGGAGAAAUUAAAAGAGGAGGAAAUGAUGAGCUAAACACUCAGAUUUGUCCUUAUGUUGGCAGCAGUCUAUGGGCCAGGAGAGACUGAGAUCCACACUUAUAGAAUAACAAUACAGGUACCUCUAUGGCCACAGCCACUUACACUAUUCACUAACAUUAGCAAUAGGACAGAUGAGACUGAAUGGACCCCAGGUCUUGUUUGGAUGCAUAAACCACCUCAAAGUAGUGAUGUUGUUACUAUGGAAACUAUAGAAAUAACUGUACUGUUUCUUCCACUUUCAGAUUCCCAGACAAUACAAAUGAGUCGGAAAGAGUUUUCCCCCCCAAAAGAAGCUGCCUUUACCCCACUCCCAUAUGACCCAUCCCACCAUGAACCCCUCCUAUUUUCCACAAAAAAAGGCCCCGAUACCCCACCCCUAUAUCCCCCACACGCCCUUAAACCUACCCCACACUCUUAUCAUUUAAAACGCUCUUAUUUCAUUAUUCAUUAAAGGCAAAUAAAGGCAAUCUGGAAGAUGACGGUGCUUUGAACCCAGAUGGGUGGUGAAUGAUGUAGACUAGCAUAGUGGUUGUCACAUCACAGAGACUUCAAAUACUGAUGAUUGUAAGAUUGUAACAAUCAUCAUGCAUGUUUCAUGUUGUGUAUUUUGGUGGUCAUAUUUAGAACUGCAGCUCACCCUACAAUAAUUACAACUACAGCUCCCUUCAGCACUCUAGUUUACCUAUUCAGUUUGAAUUCGCCCACGCUAGCCUGUUGUUGGAGGGAGCUGUAGUUGCAGAGCAUGCUGCUGCCUUGCUUGUUCUGUAUGCUGAGGACGACCAGUGGUGACGUUCGCCACCAGGUGGAUAUUCACUGAAAAGCACGACUCGGGAACUAGUCGUCAGUACAGCAUUGUCAUCAAACCUUGAACUUUUGUUGUUUUUAUCUCAACAACGUGUUUAUAUCGGCUUCUAAACCAAGGUUAUCUUUAUCAUCAAUACUGACUUGGGACCCUACCACGGAAUAACAUGGACCAGAUCCCUAAAUUAAAUAUAUGGUUCGGGAGAGACCGCCAUAGGGGUGUUACAUAAGCACUAUGUGCAGUAACCUCUGUCUCUCAUACUGCACAAACUUGCACAAAUACUUGCUCUGUUCUGUAUGACUCAAUCACAUCCCAUAUAAUAUCAACACCUCAAGCUCACUCAUUUUUUAAAGCAACAGCAACCCAAUACUGAAUAGGAUAGGUGGAAUCCACAUUUCUGAACACAACACUUGAGUACCUGACUGUUUCUGCAUACAACAACAUUUCCGUCAUUGCAUUGGCAAUAGAACGUCAAUUUGGCGUCACUGGCAUGCAUUCUACAUACUUCUUCUUUGGGCCUUUCUGUGCUGCUGUCAGGUAGGCCUAUGUGUGGAGGAAGAGAAUGAGGCUCUUUUGGCAGUGAGCCACUGAACGUUGGAUAGGGAAAAAUACAGCUCUUUCAAAACAAGGAGAAUGCCACACCUCUCUAGAGUUCCUGUCAGGUCUCACCUGGCUCUUCUCAGUUCUUCACCGUUCCACAUUGCUUCACCACCAUGGCAUUCUCUGGGAAGUACAAGCUCGAAAGUCAGGAAAACUACGAUGAGUUUCUAGAGGCAAUUGGUAAGUCAAAACACUCAAUAAUAUUUUGAAUUAGGGUAUUGCACAGAACAUUGUUGUUAACGUCAAAAUAUCAUCAAUAUUUCCCAACUAACCCUAACCCUAAACAUAACCUUACCAAACCUUAGCCCAACCGAACCCUAGACAGGCAGGCAGACAGAUACAGUAGAUAGAUAGAUAGAUGGACGGACGGACGGACGGAGAGAGAGAGAGAGAGAGAGGAGAGAGAGAGAGAGAGAGAGAGAGGAGAGAGAGGAGAGAGAGAGAGAGGAGAGAGGAGAGAGAGAGAGGAGAGAGGAGAGAGAGAGAGAGAGAGAGAGAGGAGAGAGAGAGAGAGAGAGAGAUAGAUAGAUAUUAUUGAUACAUUCUAACCCACACCUGCUGUACUCUUCCCAUAGGUUUUGCCAAUGCCAAGACAGACUUCAAGGUGAUAACAGAGGUGCUUCAGGAGGGGGAUGAUUUCACCUGGUCUCAGAUGAUCCCAAACUGGACCUGGACUAACAAGUUCACCAUUGGAAAGGAGUGUGAGUUAGAGACCAUGAGACGCUCCAAAUUCACGGUGAGGGAAUUAAUGAAUGAGUGAGUGAACGAAUGAAUAUGCUCAUUAAAAUCAUCGAAUAUCAGCUAAAGUAUUCUAGAAGUUGUCAUUUCAAAGAUGUACAGCAUAUGUAUGUUGCAUCUGAACUUGUUUCAUGUGCUGAACUCUUUACGUCCCUCUUAGACCACCGUCACUAUGGAAGGAGGCAAGAUUGCUAUUCCGUUCCCCCAGUACCAUUUUACUGCUGAGAUCAGUGGGGAGAAGCUUAUCAUGGUAAGAGCAAGUGAGCGAGGUAGAGAGAAAGAAAGAGGAGAGUGACUAAGUAAGUAAGAGAUUAAAUGAAAGACAUAAACUCAGCAAAAAAAAAAGAAACAUCCUCUCACUGUCUACUGCGUUUAUUUUCAGCAAACUUAACAUGUAUAAAUAUUUGUAUGAACAUAACAACAUUCAACAACUGAGACAUGAACUGAACAAGUUCCACAGACAUGUGCCUAACAGAAAUUGAAUAAUGUGUCCCUGAACAAAAUAAAAAGUAACAGUCAGUAUCUUGUGUGGCCACCAGCUGCAUUAAGUACUGCAGUGCAUCUCCUCCUCAUGGACUGCACCAGAUUUGCCAGUUCUUGCUGUGAAAUGUUACCACACUCUUCCACCAAGGCACCUGCAAGUUCCCAGACAUUUCUGGGGGGAAUGGCCCUAGCCCUCCCCCUCCGAUCCCUGACGUGCUCAAUGGGAUUGAGAUCAGGGCUCUUCGCUGGCCAUGGCAGAAAAUCACGCACAGAACGAGCAGUAUGGCUGGUGGCAUUGUUAUGCUGGAGGGUCAACUCAGGAUGAGCCUGCAGGAAGGGUACCACAUGAGGGAGGAGGAUGUCUUCCCUGUAACGCACAGCGUUGAGAUUUUUAUUUUACCUUUAUUUAACUAGGCAAGUCAGUUAAGAACAAAAUUCAUUUUACAAUGACGGCCUACACCGGCCAAACCCGGACGACGCUGGGCCAAUUGUGCGCCGCCCUAUGGGACUCCCAAUCACGGCCGGUUAUGAUACAGCCUGGAAUCGAACCAGGGGGUCUGUAGUGACGCCUCAACCACUGAGAUGCAGUGCCUUAGACCGCUGCGCCACUCGAGAUUGCCUGCAAUGACAACAAGCUCAGUCCGAUGAUGCUGUGACACACCGCCCCAGACCAUUACAGACCCUCCACCUCCAAAUCGAUCCCACUCCAGAGUACAGGCCUCGGUGUAACGCUCAUUCCUUCGACGAUAAACGCGAAUCCGACCAUCACCCCUGGUGAGACAAAACCGCUACUCAUCAGUGAAGAGCACUUUUUGCCAGUCCUGUCUGGUCCAGCGACGGUGGGUUUGUGCCCAUAGGCGGCGUUGUUGCCGGUGAUGUGUGGUGAGGACCUGCCUUACAACAGGCCUACAAGCCCUCAGUCCAGCUUCUCUCAGCCUAUUGCUGACAGUCUGCGCACUGAUGGAGGGAUUGUGUGUUCCAGGUGUAACUUGGGCAGUUGUUGUUGCCAUCCUGUACCUGUCCCGCAGGUGUGAUGUUCGGAUGUACCGAUCCUGUGCAGGUGUUGUUACACGUGGUCUGCCAGUGCGAGGACGAUCAGCUGUCCAUCCUGUCUUCCUGUAUCGCUGUCUUAGGCGUCUCACAGUACGGACAUUGCAAUUUAUUGCCCUGGCCACAUCUGCAGUCCUCAUGCCUACUUGCAGCAUGCCUAAGGCAAGUUCACGCAGAUGAGCAGGGACCAUGGGCAUCUUUCUUUUGGUGUUUUUCAGAGUCAGUUGAAAGGCCUCUUUAGUGUCCUAAGUUUUCAUAACUGUGAUCUUAAUUGCCUACCGUCUGUAAGCUGUUAGUGUCUUAACGACCAUUCCACAGGUGCAUGUUCAUUAAUUGUUUAUGGUUCAUUGAACAAGCAUGGGAAACAGUGUUUAAACCCUUUACAAUGAAGAUCUUUGAAGUUAUUUGGAUUUUUACUAAUUCUCUUUUAAAGACAGGGUCCUGAAAAAGGGACUUUUUUUUUUUUGCUGAGUUUAUAUAGAGUGAAGAAGUGUCCGAAUACCCAUAUUGCAUUCUAAAUAGUAGGCUUUUUGGGAAUUUGAAAAUAUAACGUUUUAUAGUAUUGUAGCGAUCCUGGUUAUAUGAGUGAUGUUACAAUUCCCACCAAGUGGGUGUUUGCCUUUCACGCCAGUGACCAGGGUUCGCUUCCCUUCCCCCUCAUUCGCUAAGUUGGUGUCAGAAGUGGGAUGGUGCCCGUAAAGCCAUCGGAGAGGCGUGUACACACAAGGAACUUGGUAUAGAGGGACAUGCUCUCCCGAAUGAAGGGGGUAAUGUAACAACCUUAACUCAACAUCUAGAGACCUGGUCAAGAGGUUUGGACCUUUUGGCAUAAUGGUUAAAGCUAGAAUCCUUAGUUGCUACAUACAUUUUUAGACUUUUUAUUAAAGAUAUAUACCUUAUGAAGGCCUCAUGAGCUUAGUUCAACUGUCAUACCCUAUCAGACCGCAAAAUAUAAGCUUGUUUUACUCCAAUGUUUGUAAACAAUGUAAAAGUAAACAAACACUAUAUAGCCUCAAAACAUGGUUAAAACUAUACUUUUGAUAUCAUGGAUGGUCAGUCCUUGCAUCCAUGUCUCUGUCUACGAAUUUGAGAGUGGUUACAUUUCUCCCAUCACACAGCUUUUUACCAAAACAGAGGCGGGUUACAAUUUAGUUAGUGUUUCAAUUAAGGACUCUAGCGUUAAGCUGUUGGCUAGACCCGGGUUUGAGUAGGGACUACCCCCGAAUUCGCUACAGUAUGUCAUAAAUGCCUGGAUGUCAUACUCAUUUAGGCUUUUCAUCUAGUAUAAUUCGCUGCACACUAUUGAGGCAAUUAAUCGUCUUUUCGCACCCAUAUGUAUUUGACAACAGCUGAUAAUCAGAAUAGGGGAUGCGCUCUACAAAUAUUCACGAAUGGCGGGGAACAGGCACGAUUGCUCAUUAGAUGACGCCAUAUCAGUAUUGAUGAGUAGUAUUUUGAUAUUUGUUGCUUACUUCAUAUGUUUUUACUAAACAGUACAUAUUAAAUAGCAUGUUGUACUAUUAGUACAGAGUAUCAUCCUUUGGAAUGACUAUCUUCAUUCCAAAGGAUGAUGCUCCAAUACUCUCUGAUAAACCCUUUCUCAACUAUCCUCCUUUCUCUUUAAUAUACAGCUCUGUACAACCCCAGGAGAGAAGGGUGUGACCAUGAAGAGAAUCAGCAAGAGGAUCUGAAAUCAAACAUCCAAUGUGUUGAUGCAGAUGUCUUCUGUGUGCACUGUAACUGGAAAUGUUCCCAAUACCUCAUAAACUACCCGUAUUAUACUGUUUCACCUUGGCAUGUCCAGAGAGACCUGGAUGACUCAUAUCUGUUGGAUGCCUCUUCCAGUAGGCUACAUGUCCAGCAACAGUCCUCUGUCCAUCUUUAUAAAAAAUAAAAUAAACAUAUCAACUACAAUCGAUGCAACUUUCUGGUAUUCAACCUAUUCACUGUUUGUAGUGGCAAAUUGGUAUCUAUGAUCAACUUUCUUGUGAAUAAAGUAAUGCCCAAUUUAUUUGUACCAUCUCUUCGCGGAUGUGGAGAUCUGGAGGGCAUGACACAAGGCAGAGAGGAUCAAA